Molecule: messenger RNA, 546 nt
Organism: Symbiodinium natans
Lineage: Eukaryota; Dinophyceae; Suessiales; Symbiodiniaceae
Source: the annotation of a GenBank genome assembly
AUGGCAGUCUUGCCGGACCCGCUGUCACGGAACACAAAGCAGAUUCGCGUGACCGAAGGCACCACACAGGCCUUGGCACAGGCAUUCUUCUUGGCGUCGUGUUGCAUUGCAAUGAUGCACAUGGGCGCCCUGAUCGUGGACAGGGUCGGCCUCGCUGAGUUCGCCAACAUCUACCUCGAGCACACAGGUCCGGGCUUCGAGUUUGCCGACGUGGUCAAAGACAUGCACCAAUCCCCAUGGUUGAAGAUUGACGCACGCGCGGCCUGCGUCUCCAAUCCGAAUGCCUCAAGACAGGAAGUGCAGGAGGCGAUUGCCUGGGGUUGCAAGCACCUACGCAUCUUCAGCUGCGACGACAUCGACAAAAGCUGCCAAAGUGACGUUUUCGCCAAAGGCGAUUGGGUCUUCAGCCGCUACUAUCGAUACACGUUGCACGAGUCCAGCGCACUGGAGCAGUGCAGCUUUGGGGGCGCGGCCAUAUUCGCCAGUCCUGAAGUGCAUCGACACUUCUCUUCAAGCUGCGUCCUGGGAGGACAUAGGUCUCAGUAG